UUUUGGGCCUGGAACUGCUUAUCUAUCUCCAUCCAGCGUUGCUGUUAGUCCCUUCUCGUCUCUUUCUAUUCUCUCUCUCUUCUUCGGCAGCUGAACAGUUUCUCCGCCGCCGCCCAAUUUUCCUCGUUCAAUGGCCGAGGUUGACGCUUCCAAGCCCCAAUCCCUAGCUGAGCAAUAUUUACUGGAGGAGAAAGAAAAAAAAUCAGAUGUGGCUGUUCAACCUGUAGAAGAGUCUGAGGUCAAACCCUCAAUAGAUGCUCCUACCGAGGAAAUUGUUCAGAAAACUGAGGAAAACCCAACUGUUGUUGAUAGUGAAGUCGCUCCUGCUGCUACUGGAGGGGAUAGUGAAACCUCUGACGUGGCUGCUGGAGAUAGCAAGGAAACCAGUCCUGCCGAUGCCAAUCCGGCUCCCAGCGAAGAAAGCAAUGACACCGCUGAAUCUGAGAACACCAAUAACCAGGAAGCUGAAGAGACUCCGGAGAUCAAGCUUGAGACAGCACCAGCAGAUUUCCGUUUCCCAACUACUAACCAAACAAGACACUGCUUCACCAGAUAUAUUGAGUAUCAUCGGUGUAUUGCUGCAAAGGGUGAAGGAGCGCCUGAGUGUGACAAGUUUGCUAAAUAUUAUCGCUCCCUCUGCCCGGGUGAAUGGAUUGAUAGAUGGAACGAGCAAAGGGAAAAUGGAACUUUUCCAGGUCCUCUGUAACUCGUACUACUGCUCAAAAGAGUCGUACAUCUUCAAAUCUGUCCCAAGCAUAGAGCGCUUCUUCUUCUAAACAGCUGAGGAAUAAAAAUUAAGGCUUGUCCUUGAGAGGAAUUCAAGCCUGAACUGUAACUGGUGGCCUUUUGAACCAUAUUGUUGCCUAUCUUGUAUUUACUGAUAAAUUUUCAUCAAGUACUAUACUCGUUCAUGGAAAAUUUUCUAUAAGUUCGGAAUAGAUGUCACACUUUUCCAUUGAACAUGAGGCCUCUGUUCAAGAAUAUUUAAAUAGACUGUUCAAGAAUAU
Molecule: messenger RNA, 1007 nt
Organism: Sesamum indicum (sesame)
Lineage: Eukaryota; Viridiplantae; Streptophyta; Magnoliopsida; Lamiales; Pedaliaceae
Gene: COX6B
Product: cytochrome C oxidase 6B
Cellular component (GO): mitochondrion; respiratory chain complex IV
Source: RefSeq, a predicted model, not a curated record